Molecule: messenger RNA, 444 nt
Organism: Parasteatoda tepidariorum (common house spider)
Lineage: Eukaryota; Metazoa; Arthropoda; Arachnida; Araneae; Theridiidae
Product: colorectal mutant cancer protein
Molecular function (GO): calcium ion binding
Source: RefSeq, a predicted model, not a curated record
UCUGAAGAUGAAAAUCAAAAGAAUAUUAUGGAUCUUUUAACCAAAUCUCAGGAGAAUAGGAAAGCUUCUGAAAACGUUGCCAAGCAUUUUCUGCAGAAAUUGGAUCGAAGUUACGGUAUCUCGUCUAGAAUGGGUGCUUGUCAUCUUAGCCCAUGGGAAGAUCUUUCUUCUCAUAGUCACACGACAAGUACCUCUAGUUCCGUGUCCAGUAGCUGUGAUAGUGGUGUAGAGUUCACUAAAGUGGAUGAGCGUAGACUCAGGGACUAUAUCAUUCAGUUGAAGAAUGACAGGUCUGCUGUGCGGACCACUGUAGUUGAGCUGGAGAGUAUCCACAUUGAUCCCAUUAACAAAGAUCCACCAACAAUAAUAGAUGCUCAAAAGCUGGAUUUGGAAAACGCCGUCCUCAUGCAGGAAUUGAUGGCCAUGAAAGUUAGUGUUAUUUGA